AUGCAGAAAAAUCAUCAACAUCUUGUUCGGCCCUGUGCCGUUCUUGUUGAACGCUUAAACGAUACAUUUAUUCCCUCGAAACGAUACAAAGUCGAUGCUGAUAUUAUCUAUCGUUCAUUAAAUGAGCAAUCAUCCAAUCCGCAUGAUGAAUUAUCUGUUGAUGUGUUAAUGUUACCAAAUAAUAAAGUUAAAAUAUCUUCAUCGUCAACAUUCGAUGAUUUACCAAUUCAUACAACCAAUUCAACGACAACAAACGAUGAAAUAAAACCCAUGGUACGCAUACGUCCACAUCAAUCAUCAAUCGAUUCGAUUGAUUAUGAUCUAUCAACAACAAAACGUUCGAAUUCACAAGCAACAACGUCACGUUCAUCAAAUAAGUACGAUAGUGAUUCCUAUUUAUUGAAUGGUCCAUUCGAUUCUGAAGAUGAACUUGGCAUGGAUUUGAAUGACGAUGAAUUAGCAUCGAUUCAUCGCGUCUUAGACUUUGAUGAUGAUGACAUGUCGAAUUUCGACGAUGAAAAUCCUCAAUUAUCAUCAACAACAGGACCUGGCUAUCAUCCGGCACAAUUACCCGACUUAGUUAUGGGCUCGUUGAGAGCCGAUAGUGAUGUUAAAUUUGAACCGUCGUUUCAAUAUAGUGAUUUAUUUAAUCGUAAAGGACGAACAUUUGUCUGUGACGAACGAGGAAAUCGUGUGGUAUCCGUUAAACUUGAUAAAAACUCAGCGAAACAUUUAAUUGAUGCUAUCGAGCGAAAUUUAGGACGAUUAAUUCUGGAAGAAUGCCGACGUGGAGAUCUACAAGCACAUAUAUUAAAAGUUGUGUUUAAAGAUGAACAGGAAUUUUUCGAUUUUAACCGUUCAGCCAUUGUAUCGAAACAUUCAUUUAAGCAAUGUCCUGAAAUGUAUACAAGAUUUCUUGAAAGUUUAUUUGAAUCUCAAACCUAUCCGAAUGAUAAUGAAAAUGAUCCACUUGGAAAUGAUGAAGCUGAUCAAAUGAGUCAUUCAUAUUGUUGUAAAGUCCACGAAUGUGGUGAAGCAUUUCCGUCAAGAUCCGAAGCCAUGAAACAUGCAAAAAAACAUGCUGAACUCGAUCCAUUUGAUUUCGUAUGCGAUCAUUGUGGAAAGAAAUUUCUGGGCAUCGCCAAUAUGAAACGACAUUUACGUGUUCAUAUGGGUAGUGAAGGAAAAGAUUUUGCUUGUCCAUUAUGUCACUACCGUGGUUGUACAACAACACAUGUUAAACGUCAUAUGGCACAUAAACAUUUAGAAAAAUCGAUUCCAUGUCCUUAUUGUUCAUUUAUGGCCGCAACAAAUGCUGAUCUUAAAAUUCAUAUGGCUCGUCGACAUUGGGACAUUGAAGGACUCGAUAUUUUGAAUAAUCUACCUAAAACAUAUAAAAAAGAAUGGAAAUGUAAUAAAUGUGAUACAGUCUUUCAUGAUUAUUCGGAUUUUCAAAAUCAUAUUUAUAGUCAUUCAAGUCAGACGAAUAAAUUUCAAUGCAACUUAUGUCCGUAUAAUUGUAAAAGUUUUUCAAAAUUAAAACGUCAUAUGCUCUAUCAUCAAGGACAACGUAAUUAUGAAUGUCCAAAAUGUAAUAAUAAAUUCUAUCAAAUGGAACAUCUUAAACGUCAUUUAACAUCAAUACAUAAAUUAAACAUACCACAAAUCGGUCGAGGAAAUCGUUUAUUUGGUUCAGAUCUUCUUAAACGAAACUCUGACAUGCCAAAUAUGCCUCCGCCUCAUGGCACAGUUCCACAAUGUUAUAAAGUUAUAUCGAAAUGUGUGUUUACAUGUCAAAAAUGUCCAUUUUCAACGACGAAACUUUACCAUUUAAAUGAACAUGUUAAAAGUGAACAUUUACAAUUGGAUGAUUCAGCACAUGUUUGUACUUUCUGUUCGUAUAUAACGGAUAAAAAAACGAACCUCAAACGUCAUUUACAUCAUAAUCAUGCUGGACAAUCGAAUACACCUGUACUUUUAUCGAACGAUGCUCUUCUAUCGAAUCCAAAUACAAAAUUUCAAUGCGGACUUUGCCGUCGAUAUCAAAGCAAUGUGGAUGAAUUUAUUAAACAUAUUACAGAAAAACAUCGAAUGGAUGUUGUCAUUUUAGAUUCUGCUAAUAAUGGAAAUAUUCAUCAACAGAUAAAAUCGCGUGGUCGCGCGGAGUUAAUUUGUGCAAGUAAUAAUACGACACCAUUUCGUUUCGACGAAUAUGGUGGUCUUGUAACUGUAAUGAAAAAUCCAGGUAAUUCAAAUGAUUUAAAUUCCAGUCAAAUGGCAAUCAAUGAUCAAAAUAAUUCGGCAUCGACAACAAAUCCAACGACAGACUUUUUACUUUCGCAAUAA
This is a messenger RNA of Rotaria socialis, 2346 nucleotides long. NCBI's taxonomy places the organism in Eukaryota, Metazoa, Rotifera, Eurotatoria, Philodinida, Philodinidae. The record is from the annotation of a GenBank genome assembly.